Monoraphidium neglectum is the source of this 3039-nucleotide messenger RNA. RefSeq names its product 26S proteasome non-ATPase regulatory subunit 1. Gene Ontology annotation, cellular component: proteasome regulatory particle, base subcomplex; nucleus; proteasome complex. The transcript has 19 exons. Gene Ontology annotation, molecular function: enzyme regulator activity. The record is from RefSeq and is a predicted model, not a curated record. Gene Ontology annotation, biological process: proteasome-mediated ubiquitin-dependent protein catabolic process; regulation of protein catabolic process. The coding region runs from base 1 to 3039 and encodes 1012 amino acids. Lineage: Eukaryota; Viridiplantae; Chlorophyta; Chlorophyceae; Sphaeropleales; Selenastraceae.
AUGACCUCCGCAGCGGGGCUGCUCACGCUGCUGGAGGAGGACAAUGACACUCUCAAGCAGUAUGCUCUAGUCAAUCUGGACAAGGUCGUACAUGACUUCUGGUUCCAGAUAUCGCCAUCGAUCGCCUCCGUAGAGGCCCUCUACGAGGAUGAGGCCUUCAAGAAAAGGGAGCUUGCGGCGCUUAUCGCCUCCAAGGUGUUCUAUCACCUCGGUGAGCUUGACUCUGCGCUGACCUACGCCCUGGGUGCUGGCAGCUACUUUGACGUCAACGAGAAUUCUGAGUAUGUCCGCACCCUUGUUGCGCGCUGCCUGGACCAGUACUUUGACUCACGGCGGCGCCAGGUGGAGGGCGGCGAGGAGAGCGCUGAGGUGGACCCGCGCCUGGUGGCGGUUGUGGAGCGCAUGGUGGAGACCGCGUGCCAGGCUGGCCAGUGGGAGCAGGCAGUGGGCGUGGCGCUCGAGGCGCGGCGCCUGGACAUCCUCGAGGCCGUUGUCGGCCGCUGCCCCGACAAGGGGUCUAUUCUGAGCUAUGCGCUGCGGGUGACGCAGCGCCUCGUCAUCAACCGCAACUUCCGCCACCAGGUGCUGCGCCUGCUGGUGCGCCUGGCGGAGGAGUCCCCCUCCCCGGACUGGGUGGAGGUGUGCCAGUGCCUCAUGUUCCUGGACGAUGCGCCGCGCGUCGCCGCCAUCCUGGGGCGCUUGGUGGAGGGCAGUGAGGAUGACGCCCUGGUGGCCUAUCAGGCCGCGUUCGACCUCGUGGAGAACGAGAUGCAGUCGUUCCUCCAGGCCGUCCUGGAUCGCCUGCCAAAGCCGCCAGAGCCCGCGACGCCCGCGCCCGUCGCCGCCGCGGCUCCGGCCGACGGCGCCGCCAUGGACACCGACGGCGCCGCUGACGCCGCCGCGGACGCCAACGGCGGGGCUCCCCCUGAGGCUGCGGCCCCUUCAGUGGACCCGGCCAAGGCCGAGCGGCUGGCAAGGCUGCUCGGCAUCCUGGCCGGCACCACGCCCAUCGGCCUGACGCUGGAGUUCCUGUACCACAACAACCACGCUGACCUGCAGGUUCUCAAGAACCUCAAGGCCUCGGUGGACGCGCGCGUCAGCGUGCUGCACAGCGCCACCAUCCUCGCCAAUGCCCUUGUGCACGCGGGCACGAGCGUGGACACGUUCCUGCGCGAGAACCUGGAGUGGCUCAGCCGCGCCACAAACUGGGCCAAGUUCAGCGCCACAGCGGGGCUGGGCGUCAUCCACCGCGGACAGCUGCAGCAGGGCAAGGCCCUGCUGGCGCCCUACCUGCCUCGCGACGGCGCUGGCGGCUCCCCCUACAGCGAGGGCGGUGCCCUGUACGCCCUGGGCCUCAUCGCCGCCAACCACGGCGCAGGCCACAGGACCUUCCUGCUGGAGAGCCUACGCGCGGCCGGCAGCCCCGUCAUCCAGCACGGCGCCUGCCUGGGGCUAGGCCUGGCGUGCCUGGGCACGUGUGAUGAGGAGGCCUUUGAGGACCUCAAGAACACGCUGUACACGGACGACGCCGUCGCGGGGGAGGCUGCCGGUCUGGCGAUGGGUCUGCUGCUGUGCGGCAGCAGCAGCGACAAAGCCCAGGAGAUGCUGGCCUACGCCCACGACACGGCCCACGAGAAGAUCAUUCGCGGCCUGGCCCUGGGCCUGGCACUGACGGGCUACAGCCGCGAGGAGGGUGCUGACGCCCUGGUGGAGCAGAUGAGCGGCGACCAGGACCCCAUCCUGCGCUGGGGUGCGAUGUUCUGCCUGGGCCUCGCGUACCGUGGCACGGCCAACAACAACGCCAUCGCGCGGCUGCUGCACUGUGCCGUGACGGACGUGUCUGACGACGUACGGCGCGCGGCGGUCACCAGCCUGGGCUUUGUGCUCAUGGGCAACCCCGAGCAGUGCCCGCGCAUCGUGUCGCUGCUGGCGGAGUCGUUCAACCCCCACGUGCGCUACGGCGCGGCCCUGGCCGUGGGCAUCGCCUGCGCCGGCAGCGGUGGGCGCGAGGCUGUGGCUCUGCUGGAGAGCAUGGUGGCGGACAGCGUCGACUUUGUUCGACAGGGUGUGUACAUCGCCCUGGCGCUGGUGCUGCUGCAGCAGCCCGAGGGGCGCGUGGAGGGCCUGCGCAAGAGGCUGGCCAAGGCAGUAGGGGACAAGCACGAGGAGACCAUGGCGCGCAUGGGGGCAUCGGUCGCAACAGGCAUCCUGGAUGCAGGCGGCCGCAACGUGACGGUGGGGCUGCGCUCCCGCAGCGGCUACUUCCGGCGCACCAGUGUCGUGGGCCUUGCGCUCUUCACAUACCACUGGUACUGGCACCCUGUUGCGCACUGCCUCUCCCUGGCGUUCACGCCCAGCGCGCUCAUCGGGCUGGACGCGUCCCUGCGCACCCCCAAGCUGGAGGUCAACGUGGCGGCGCGGCCCUCGCUCUUUGCGUACCCACCGCCACUCACGGUGGAGGCCAGCAAGGAGGUGGCCAAGGUGGAGAAGGCCGUGCUGUCCACCACCGCAAAGGCGCGCGAGAGGGCGCGCAAGAAGGAGCUGGAGAAGAAGGACAAGGAGGGCGGCGCAGCGGCGGAGCCCGCGGCCAAGGAGGGACCCAGCGCCAUGGACACGGACGACAAGGCGGCGGCGGCAGCGGGGUCAGGAGCAGCGGCCAAAGAGGGCGGCGGCGCGGAGGGCGCGGUCAAGGCGGAGGGCGAGGAGGGCGGUGGUGCAGGUGCUGCCAGCGCUCCCAAGAAGCCGGACGAGCCGAGCAGCUACGUGCUGACGACGCCGUCCCGCAUGACGCUGCAGCAGGUCAGGUUUGUGAGCUUCGCGCCCGACUCCCGCUUCGUGCCUGUCAAGCGCGGCGCCCCGCCGAUCGGGUUUGUGGUGCUGCGCGACACGCGGCCCGGGGAGCCCGUUGACUAUGCCGCCAGCGCGGCGGUCGGCGGCGUGGUGGGCGCGGCGGGCGGUGCGGCAGGGGCGGGGCCCGCAGCAGCGCCAGUGCAGGACGCGGAGCCGCCGCCCCCGGCGCCUUUCGAGUUCGAUGGCUGA